AUGAAUGUCGCAGUGCCUUGUGCGGAACGCAUGGCGGCUCAUUAUAAUCGUAUUGAUGAUGGUAAUGGUAAUGGUGAUGACAUUGGUAAUUACAAGGGUAAUGGUAAUCCUAAUGAUAAUGGCAGUGGUAAUGGUUAUAAUAAUAGUAUUGGUAAUGGUAAUCAUAAUAGUAAUGGUAAUGAUAACAGUAAUGUUGGUGGUAAUGGUAAUGGUAAUAAUAACAGUAACGGUUAUGGUAAUAAUAAUAGUAAUGGUAAUAGUAAUGGCUAUUGCGCUGGUAAUGAUAAUGAAACUUAUAAAGGUAAAGGUAAUGGUAAUGGUAAUUAUAAUGGUAAUGGAAGACAAAUUAUUGGUUCUAUUGAAAUAAAGAGGAAUGCUGCCAUAUUUGUGGGAGAGUCUAACAGCAACAUUGAUAAACUCAAAGUAUUGGUAAUGCCAAUACUAUAUAAAUAUGUUAUUUCUCAUGGUGGUUUUUUUCUACAAACGUAA
Molecule: messenger RNA, 489 nt
Organism: Bactrocera neohumeralis
Lineage: Eukaryota; Metazoa; Arthropoda; Insecta; Diptera; Tephritidae
Product: aspartate and glycine-rich protein-like
Exons: 2
Coding region: 1-489 (162 amino acids)
Source: RefSeq, a predicted model, not a curated record